This is a messenger RNA of Salvelinus namaycush (lake trout), 762 nucleotides long. RefSeq names its product protein PLANT CADMIUM RESISTANCE 10-like. The transcript has 4 exons. The record is from RefSeq and is a predicted model, not a curated record. NCBI's taxonomy places the organism in Eukaryota, Metazoa, Chordata, Actinopteri, Salmoniformes, Salmonidae. The coding region runs from base 1 to 762 and encodes 253 amino acids.
AUGCAAACAAACAUAAUAGUCCACCAACAGGUGGCAGCACCUGCUAUUAAGGGCUGGAACACUGGCCUUUUUGACUGCUGUCAAGACAUGAAUUCCUGUUGUUAUGGUUUCUGGUGCUGUCCUUGCUUAGCCUGCUCCACCACGGGAGAGUUUGGAGAGAGUACCUGUCUGCCAUUAGUGGACAUCAUUGGCCCUGCUUGCAUGGUUGCCUUUGGGGUGCCCAUCAUUGUGCCACCCGCAAGUCUGUCCAUGCGGGUUGCUGUACGCCACAAAUAUGGCAUUCAGCGAAGCCUCUGUGAGGAUAUCAUGGUGUCCUGCUGCUGUGUCUGGUGCUCAUGGUGUCAGAUGGCCAGGGAGAUCAAAGACCACAAGAAGGGCUGCACUUUCACAACCACCCAGCCUGUGGCCAUCCAAGUGCAGCCUCCAACCAUGACCAACUCAAACGUGUCUUACACAACCAAUCAACAGAGCUACACCAUGACCAGCCCACAGUCUCCCAAUCAACAGAGCUACACCAUGACCAGCCCACAGUCCCCCAACCAACAGGGCUACAUCAUAACCGGCCCACACAUGGUUGAGAUGCACCCUUGUAUGAUGGCAGGGCCCCCUGGCAUUGCCGGAGGGGCUCAAAUUAAGAUGGCAUCUGACCAACAUCCCAUGGCAGGCCCUCCUAAUGCCUAUAACCCUGGUUUCAUGAUGCCCCGUGAUAUGUCUAACCAUAUGGUGAACACCACUGUCUCCACCCAACUAUCCAAAUGCUGA